CCUCCUCUUCAAGUUCCGGCGCAUCCGCAGCGCCCUCCGCGCACCAUGCCUAUGUCGGCUCCCUCCCCGUACGCAACACCAGUCCCCAACCCGCCGCUCGACGCUUACCCAAACCCGCCCAGCGCAGGCGCCACAGGCGCCAAGCCGAGGAGGGGCCGCAACAGAAGACUCGUGGCCAACAAUGCUGCCUCCGGUGAGGAGAGGGACGGACCUGCAAGACCCUGAUGUGGAAGACAGUGUGUUCCCCAUGUGGAUGUGUUCUGUAGGGCGGGCUUCACUGUCGUCCUCUGCCAGCCGACCUCCUCCCGCCGCCGCCAGCCCCGAUGCGCUGCAGCCGUCCGACACGGUGACCGCCCAUUCGGCGACGCAGUCGUCAUGGAGUCCGACCGACAUGGCGCCGUCGCCGCCACCGCACAGGAACCUUCCUUCGGCGGUGAGCGGGGGGCUGCCCAUCCCCAUGCCGACUGGGGCCAAGAUGUGGCAGUCGGCCGCUGUCAUGGAGGACAAUGGGGAGGAUGAUGCGCACAGUGAGAUAGACGCAGACGGCCGGUGUGCAAGGAAUGAACGGCCUGGUUGUGGCUGUCUCAUAUGUCCGUCGUGCAGUAUCGUUGUCGCCCCGUAAGAUGGGCUUGAGUGUGGGGUUCCCAUCGUCCUCUUCCUCUGCUUCGGCAUGGAUCAGCGAGACGCCCCUGUUUGCUCUUGAAAGGCACCGAAAAGAGAACGAAAGACUGGUAGACACAUAAACAUGGACAGAAAGGAUGUUGCUGUCUCAUAUCGUUUAUUUUCCCUCUGUCCCUCCUCGCUCGUGCAGCGUGAGUUGAAUCGUCAGGAGCGUGAGAUGUUUGCGCUCGAGAUGCGGCAUUUAAAGAACAAGCUCAACAAGUACAGGUCGACCAACGUGCAGCUGCAGAACGAUCUUAAGGCCACACAGACACUACUCAGCGAAUCAAAGAAAGACAAAAGCCUACUACUCCAGGUGGGGACAAACAAGAGGAAACCAUUCCAGCGUCAGGCCGCAGGAGCCUGCUUGUUGUGUCUGUGUGUCUGUCUGUGUAUCAGAAAUACCAGUUGCUUCAGGACCAGAUGUCGAGUUUCAAAGCCCAGGUGGAGCACUCGUACGCCGAGAAGAAGGCUGACCUGGAGAGAGUGCACCACCUUGAAGACUGCCUGGCAAAGCUCAGAGACGACCAUCAGGUGCAGGCCGCCCCGAGCAUUCAUCCAUUGGUGUCUCUCGCCUCUUGUGGUGUUUGUCUGCAGGUUGCCCUGACGGAGAGUCAGGCCAGGAGCGUCAAGGUGGCAACUCUCGAGAAGGAACUCUCCCUGGCGCAGCACCGCAUUGAGAAGAUGAGCUCCUCUACACUCCGUGUCGACAAGAAGCGCGAUGAAGGCGGCAAGACACCCAACCGCCGCCUCUCCAAGACCGGCAGCCGCCUCAGCCUCGCUCGGUCCAUGCACAGUGUUCACGGGCUGCAGCGGCCCGGACAAGUCUCAGGACAGCCCAGAAGGGCCACCGGGCCAAGAGGUGGGUGGGGGACACACACCUAGACGGACAAACAAGAGAGACCAAGGAGCACCCCCCCAAUGUAUGUGUCUCUCCGCUUCCCGUUCGUUUGUACUCAGCCGCCACCAUCGCACCAGGCUUUCCCACCAGCACAGCCAUGUCCAUGACGCAGAUCAGCCCCCUCGCUUUGAACAGCACGCAUCACCCCUCUGAGGCCGGCCUGUUGACCACUCUGCAGGCCCAGCUGCAGAGUGAGACCCUCCCGCUGAUAGAGGCCGAUGGACACACUCAGGGUCGCGACGACGAGAGCGUCAUGGACAGCGAGGCUGAGCUGGAGAGCCUGCAGAUGCUGCAGGAGGCGUACGCCGAGAUCGCUACACUCAGACACCAAAAUGAACACAUCAAAAAGCAAAACGCUGGUGAGCUGGGCGGGUGGGCAGGUGAGGCGAUGGAGCAACGUGAUAUGGAUGGAGUGGUGCUAUGGUUUGGUGUGUGUAGAGUUGCAGGCAGCGUGUUCGGAGAACCUGUUGAUGAAGGAAUUGGAAGACGUCAAGGAGAGGUAAGUUCGUCGGACAGGGAGUGAGCGAGACACAAUGUGCAUGGAUAUGGAUAUGCACCUUGGCCUCUCAGGUACCAGUCUCUGCAGGAGGCCCUUCGCCUCGGCACAGCAGGUGAGGCGGCAACCUCACCUACACCGCUCAGCGACGACCAAAGCAGGAAGCCUGCCAAAGAAAGAGAGGGGUGGGCCGAACCCACAAACACACACCUUGUACUUCCAUUGGCCAUGAGGUGCAUCUCACUUUGUCUUUCGUCCAUCGAUGUAUCAGUCGGCGAUCGACUCAGCUUGCACUCACCGGCCCCCCGCCCACUGCAGCGGACUCCGCGCCACCCGGCCGAUCGUCACACGAGGCACUUUUCUGGAAGUUCCUGCAGGAGCUCUUCAGGGUACCCUACCACCUGCCAUACAGCCCUACCCGCAUGGACAAGCAGAGAGCGGUAAGCAAUGAGCAGCGCAGUGGUGCGUUGGUGGGUAAGGUGCCCCUGUCUGUCUGUCUGUCUGUUGUGUGCUGCAGGUGUAUCGUCGUGUGGUGAAGUCGUUGCGGUCGUCAUUGCGGUCUGACCCGCAGAUGUGGCAGCCGGCAUGGCGGGACCUGCUGCAGGUGCUCGGCAACGAGAAGGGCGUCAGGCUGCUCAGAAGACACCUCGCAAGGUCAGAUAGUGAGCAGCGGGAAGGUCUCAGGAUUUUGGCUCUUGCGUGCAGAUUGCGGCUGGAGAAGCGCCACAUGAGGAUGAGGAUACUCAGAUUGCGCGUCAAGGUCCGCCCGCCGAGCUGACGGAGACUGACGGCCUUCACAUAAUCCACCAACAUGUGCCUUCAUGUAUGGGUGAAUGAAUGCAUAUACAGAUCACUGACGUGGCGUCUCGUUACCGGUCCCACUGCCGGGCUCUCGAGAACCAAGUCAAAGUGAAACAACUGGAGAAAGAGGACCAGGGUAGGCCUCGUCUAGUGCAUGUGCUAUAGUGUGUGUCUGGAUCUUCUGCAUUCAUAACACACAUACAGUCGAUGCUUUGGAGCACAAGCUCAAGGAGAUUGUGACCGACCUCGAGACACGUGCCGGCGCCCACACAGGCCUCGCAACCAUUCACAACUUCUUCAACGAACAGCUCAACGCUAUCGAGGCCACAGUAAGCAAAAACCCACACGCAACCAUCCAUCCAUCUGUGUGCUUUCGUAGGCCGACGCCGAUCGCGACGACCUCUCUCGCAUUAAGGACCUCGGCCGCAACCUGCAGAUCGCCCUGCCUGACGCAAGCACCGCCACUAUCGGCAUCGUCGCGCGGCGGGUGGUCGACGAGACGGUGGACCUACUGCAGGCGCGUAUAGCCGAGAAGCAGGCGAGAGUGGCGCAGAUCAAGGCGGGGCUGCUCAACGUAGAGAAGGACCUGCGAGUGCUGGACAAGAGGGCGAGGGAAGAGUUCCAGAAGAAGCUCAAGGAGUUUGAGGAGGCGCAGGCCAGGAGAGGGGGCGGUGCGGAGGAGGGCGGUGUCGAGGGUGCUGUGAACAUGCCAGCUUUGUCGCCGGUGCAGCGGAUUCCCUAUGUGUCGAUGAUAGAGGGGCCCGACAGCUCUGAGCAGGAUGUGCAGACGGAUGAGGCAGGUCGGUUCGCCAUGAGCUCUGGGUUGGUGGAUGGGCACGUCUGUCACUCUCUGCCUGUCUCUGUAUGUGUGUCAGGGAUCGUGUCUCAGCGUCUGUUGUUCCAGGACGAGAAGAUCUUCAAUGAGACCGUCCCGGCCGAGGUGGUCAUCUAUGCGAUUCGCGAAGAAGUGAGACAGACGCUCCAAUGAUCCACAUACACACACCUCCACCUGCAUCACUGCCUGCGCAUGUCUGCCUUUCUGUCUGUCUGUCUGUCUGCCUGUCAGGACAUAUUGAUCCGUGUGAUGAUGGCUGACCUCGACUGGCCGCUCUUCCUUUACGCCAUAUUCGACUCAAUCACAUUCCCUAAAGGUAGGAAGCUACACACAUCCCUGCCUGAAUGCACGGAGCACGCCAUAACACACAGCACACAGAAGCAUCUCUUCUCGUGCCUUGCCUUUUAGAUAAGAGUUUGGAUGAGUCUGCCAUCUCGGACAGCGCCGCCCUCGAGUCAUCCUCUGCUCAGCGGCUGGCCACUGCAGUGGCCAAACACGAAGAGGCAGAUGAGGACGACAUCACUUCACAAACUGAGGAAAGAGGUACCCCUUGCCGGUGUGCCUGCCCUGCCCUGCCCACCUGUCUGCCUGCGCACCCCUUCGUCUGUGUGUGGUGUAGGCGGCAAGCAUCAGACUAUCGACGAGAGCAUGGCGUCAAAGUUGGUGGAGCUGAUCGAUAUCGAGUACGUGCGCGGCUUCCCCCACCUGGUACUGCUCGGCCAGGAGGACCCUGAUGCUGCCAAACACGACCCACAGCCACGGCCCGCACUCGACGUCGACUGCCUCUACAACGACGAACGGGUCUUCACUUUCUGUGUCAAUAUCGGUCAGUGAGACAUGUGUGAGAGCUCUCACAGCCAUUCCUGUCUUUCUGGGUGUGUGAUUGGUUCAGGUGGGAUUCCUUGGCUCAGUUCUCUGCUGCAGUGCAAGCGGACUCGCCAUGGCAUGGUCAGUCAGUCAGUGUCCAUAUAUCUGCGCCCAUGGCAUGGCUCCAUAUGAAUGUGCCUCCAGGUGUUUUACCACCUGUGUCUCUACCUGCCGGUCACCGGCUGGUGCCGCUAUGCCUCCAUGGCCUCAAGACACCUGUGCAGAUACCUCGUAACAACCAACACAACACAGACACAGACACACGCACUAUUCAUAUCACUCUCUCACUCACCGCUCUGCCCGCUCGAUCGAUGGAUCAGGGUCUGAACAAGCCUUCGGAGUUCCAGCGGCUGGUGGACGAGUGGCGGCGCAACCCGUCCCUGCUGCAGCCGACGGCCGACGAGCAGAUCCACGUGCCCAUGUUCGUCCUGGGCGACCUCGUGGUGCCUCCCGCUGGUGCUACCGGUCUGGCGGGCGGGGGCGGUGGAAGCGUCUCGUCUUUCAGCCGGUCACCCACAGCAUACGCGCUGACUUCCAGUGGGCGACACAGCGUGGAGGAUGAGAACACGGCCAUGCUGCGCAAACUCCUCGCCGUGUUCGGACAGGUGUGUGUCACUCGAGCAUAUGUGAUAUGAGAGGAAAGCAUGUGUGUUGUGUGGUGUCGCUGGGCAGGUGUUCCACCAGGAGCUCGUCGGCCGGGACAUCCGGGAAGAGACACUGUAAGCGAAAUGAAACAAAUGCACUGAUUGAUGACUCUGACGGCAUCGCUGUGUGGGGCAUGCAGCGAUUCCCUUCCCGAUUGGCACUUUGAGGAGAUCAUCAUCAAAGGCAGACUCAACUCACAGGUGAGCAGAUGGCCACCACAGGCCACAUGUCACAUCGUCCUUAUGUCUGCAGGAUCGUCUUGGGUUUGUUGAGGAGCUCAACAGCUCGGCAGAGAAGAGCAAACUCAUCGAAGACAAGAAAGCAAGGUGUGCCAGUCACUCUCCCACCCCAUCCCUCCAAGCCGACUACGGAAGCACAUAGAGCACUGUUUGUGUCAUGUGUCUGCAGGAAGCAAAGAAGGAGCUUCCUCAAGGCCAAACAGAAGGGCAAAGAGGAACCGGUGAGAAUGAAAAGGAGCAUCUUGAUUUGUGCACAAGUGACUCACGCACGUGUGUGUGUGUCUUAGGAGGCGGCACUCCAGGCAGCAGCGGCAGCGGCAGCGGCCGCUGGCGGUGCUGAGGGCGAGGCCCCGCAGGCAGCGCCGCAAAUCACAGAAGGAGACAUCACAUUCCUACAAGUAACACACGCACAGACACACACACACGUGCCCGUGAUGUACAUCUGGUUUGUUCAGGCCGUUCUGCGGAUUGCACCCGACGGUUACGUAACGGUGUCAUGGGCGCCCGACAACCGUGCAGACACCGUCAUCAUCGAAGACACGGGGGACCAGACCGACAGCGGCGGAGAGGCAGCGGGAGCAGGAGACACAACGUGUAUGCAACACACACAAACCCACACAAAUCAGAAAAGUGUCGCCCAGAUGGCCGUCUGCGUUCUUGUCUGCAGUUCAGCGUCAGAGGACCGUUCGUGUGUCUUUGCCGGCGGCCGAGCAUGAUGCCUCAGCGGAUAGGAGUCAGGAGGGCGAGAGCUCGGGUGCCGAAGACGGGGGCGGCGCAUCCAGCAGCGGAUCGAGCGAUGAGAGGGAGGGGGGCGGGGAGGGUGAAGCAGAAGGGGAAGGGGAGGCGGACAUGUCGCUGACUGGACCGGAUGGUGUAGACAGUAGUACGUAGCCUUCUGUGUGCGUCGGGUCAGAGAGAGGUACAUGCGAUUCGUUCGUGGGGGAAGGGGCUUUC
Molecule: messenger RNA, 6398 nt
Organism: Vitrella brassicaformis
Lineage: Eukaryota; Vitrellaceae
Source: the annotation of a GenBank genome assembly